Molecule: messenger RNA, 1359 nt
Organism: Solea senegalensis (Senegalese sole)
Lineage: Eukaryota; Metazoa; Chordata; Actinopteri; Pleuronectiformes; Soleidae
Gene: cd59a
Product: CD59 molecule (CD59 blood group)
Exons: 5
Coding region: 684-1034 (116 amino acids)
Source: RefSeq, a predicted model, not a curated record
GAUGAGGAGUGUGUGUGGGACAGUGAUGACAAAGAGUCUCUGUCUUGUCCGUCUCUGACUGAGCGUCUUUGUUUGUCUUGAGGUCGUUUGAGGACGGAACACUGAAGCUUUUCUUCUUCUAUUGUGACAGAUGACGGAACCAGAGACCUUCAUCAUCACCAUCAUCUUCAUCGCCUUCAUCAUCACUACAUGCUAACAUUAGCAUUCCUAAAGCUCUGUGAGCUACAUGCUAAUAUUAGCAUUCGUAAAGCUCUGUGACCUACAUGCUAACAUCAGUGUUCCUAAAGCUCUGUGAGCUACAUGCUAACAUCAGCGUUCCUAAAGCUCUGUGAGCUACAUGCUAACAUCAGUGUUCCUAAAGCUCUGUGAGCUACAUGCUAACAUCAGUGUUCCUAAAGCUCUGUGAGCUACAUGCUAACAUUAGCAUUAGUCUGACAAGGACUCAACAUGACACUAACCACAGAGCUUUAGCGAGAUGCUUGUUAACUUGGUUAAAGAUUCAUCCUUUCAUCUUUAAAGACUUCACAAAUACAUCAAAUUCUAACUGCAAACAAUCAAAGGAUUCUUUCCUCAAGCUCCUCCCAGUGGGCGUAAUCUCUCAGAUUCUCUAAACCUGCACUCUCAGUGAUCUUGUUAUUUACUGCUGCUGCUGUGGGUUGUGUGUGAGUCGUGUUGAGGUGAAAAUGAAGCGCUCCCUGGUGAUCUGUUUGCUCGUGUGCUCUGCUCUGAUUGGCCUGGGAUCAGCCAUUCGUUGUUACAGCUGUAAAGAUUACACCAGCAGCUGUACCAAACAACGAGACUGUAGCUCUGACGAUGCUUGUCUGACACUCAAUGAGAGGGGUGGGAUGACGUACCGUCAGUGUCUGAAGUACUCGGACUGUGACUACAGGCGCCUCAGCCUGAUGUUCCAGAAUGUGAACAGUUUCACCUUCAAAUGCUGCAACUCAGACCUGUGUAACUCCGCCCACUCCUGGGCAGCCAGCUCUGUGAUUGGUCUGGUCUCUCUGAUCGCCAUGUGGUGGUGCAUCCACUGAGGAGUUAACCCCGCCCCGAUCGACUUAGUCACGUGACGAAUAUUAACUCCGAUCAUUAAUGAUCCGACUCUGAGACACAAGAAGACUAAGUAGACUGACCUGACCAUAACCUUUAACCUUUCAACCUUUCCAUGACCAUUAAAUAAACUUUUAUCUACUACACUGUUUGUCUUUGACAUGUAAAUAAAGUUUAAUCAACUACUCGUCUGUCCGUGAUGUUUAAAUAAAGUUUAAUCAACUACACUGUCUGUCCGUGAUGUUUAAAUAAAGUUUAAUCAACUACACCGCCUGUCUGUGACGUUUAAAUAAAAUGUAUUCAACUACA